Molecule: messenger RNA, 4342 nt
Organism: Salarias fasciatus (jewelled blenny)
Lineage: Eukaryota; Metazoa; Chordata; Actinopteri; Blenniiformes; Blenniidae
Gene: arrb1
Product: arrestin, beta 1
Exons: 16
Coding region: 268-1521 (417 amino acids)
Biological process (GO): G protein-coupled receptor internalization; signal transduction; negative regulation of Notch signaling pathway
Cellular component (GO): cytoplasm
Molecular function (GO): G protein-coupled receptor binding
Source: RefSeq, a predicted model, not a curated record
GGAGGAGGAGAUUUAAAGAGGAGGAGCAGAUCCCUGCUUCACUCUUCGUCUCGCGCUCCGAUCAGAUGGAGGUUUUUCCUCUUGCUGAGAAUUUGACGGCGUGACUACAGCUCAUCCACACACACACACACACAUACACACACACACACGACAUCCUUUCCUCAGUUUCCACGGUGACGGCAUCCCCCCUCCCCCUCCUCCUCCUCCUCCUCUUCCUCCUCCAUCGCCUCUCCGUCCGGCUGCUUUCGGCUCAUCGCCGUCGUCAGGAUGGGAGAUAAAGGAACCAGAGUCUUUAAGAAGGCCAGUCCCAAUGGAAAGCUCACUGUGUAUCUGGGGAAAAGGGACUUUGUGGACCACGUGGACCUGGUGGAACCUGUCGAUGGCGUGGUUCUGAUCGACCCAGAGUACCUCAAGGAAAGGAAAGUGUUCGUGACGCUGACGUGUGCGUUCCGUUAUGGUCGAGAGGACCUGGACGUUCUGGGGUUGACGUUCCGGAAGGACCUGUUUGUGGCCAACAUUCAAGCGUUUCCGCCUGUUCCUGAGGAGAAGAAGAGUCUCACUCGCCUGCAGGAACGUCUGAUCAAGAAGCUCGGGGAGCACGCCUACCCCUUCACCUUCGAGAUUCCCCUGAACCUACCGUGCUCCGUCACCCUGCAGCCGGGGCCCGAGGACACCGGGAAGGCCUGUGGCGUGGACUUUGAGGUAAAAGCUUUCUGUGCUGAAAACGUUGAAGAAAAGAUCCACAAAAGGAACUCGGUGCGUCUGGUCAUCAGGAAGGUUCAGUACGCUCCAGAAAAACCGGGACCCCAACCCACCGCCGAGACCACCAGACAGUUUCUCAUGUCUGACAAACCACUGCACCUGGAGGCCUCUUUGGAUAAAGAGAUUUAUUACCAUGGAGAACCGAUCAGUGUCAACGUCCACGUGACCAACAACACCAACAAGACGGUGAAGAAGAUGAAGAUCUCUGUGAGGCAGUACGCAGACAUCUGUCUCUUCAACACGGCUCAGUAUAAAUGUCCUGUCGCCACCGAGGAGUCAGAUGACGUUGUUGCUCCAAGUUCUACCUUCUGCAAAGUCUUCACUCUGACUCCAUUUCUGGCGAACAACCGAGAGAAACGUGGUCUGGCUCUGGACGGGAAGCUGAAGCAUGAGGACACCAACCUGGCUUCCAGCACGCUGUUGAGGGACGGAGCCAACAAGGAGAUUCUGGGAAUCAUCGUCUCCUACAAAGUCAAAGUGAAGCUGGUGGUGUCACGAGGAGGGCUCCUUGGAGAUUUAGCUGCAAGUGACGUUUCAGUGGAGCUUCCUUUCACCUUGAUGCAUCCGAAGCCGUUGGAGGAUUCUUCCUUCAGAGAUGCUCCAGAUGACGCUCCGAUCGACACUAACCUGAUUGAGUUUGACACAAACGACGAUGAUAUCAUCUUCGAGGACUUCGCCCGCCAGCGGCUGAUCGGCGCCAAAGAUGACAAGGAUGAGGACGAGGAGCCAGCCGACUCGCCCAAACUCACCGACAGAUAAAGCUAGCGAGCCGUUUGUAGCGCAGAGCUAACGGAGGUCAACCAUUGGUCCCCCGCGGCCCGGACGCCCCGAGACCACCCGGCGGCGCUCCUGCUCGUUCGUGUUCGUCCUCUCCGCGUCCAACAGUUAGAACCCUGCAGCUUAGACAUCCGUGGUGUUUUCCAGACGGAGCGGCUCCGGGGGCACCGGAGAGCCGCUGCUAGCAUGCGUCCAACGUGUCUUUGUCCUACGUGUCUCCAUUAGGGAGCAGAGCGGAGUCGAGUUGUGUUGAGGUUCGUUUCGAUGUUUCGUAUCAGAAGGUUUUCAUAAAGAACACUGCCGGCCCGUCUCCGUCCAACAGGUUCAGAGGUCCAGAAACCGGCAGGAGGCCAGCCAAUCAGCUGACAGCGGGCCGAGGCUCCGCCUCCAGCAGCCUCACCCCUCUGUCGUCCCCUCCACGUCUCGAGCAGCUGCUACACGGCACUGAGGGAACGUCCCAGCAUGCCUCGUGUCCCCAAACCGGACAGAAGGAGACUCACUGUUAGCAUGCGGUGUUCAGCUAAUGCUAUCUAUUUCACACCAUUCAUCACCGUUAGCAUGAUGCAUCUGACCACAUUUUGGUUAUUCUGAACAUUUCACUCACUCACUGACUGUUAGCAUGCUGUUUGAGCUAAUCAACGCUAAUGCUACCUGUUUUCAUUCAUUACUGUUAGCAUGGUCAGAUCUGGCUAAAGACGAGCUAAUGGCUCAAUCAAGACCUGUCAGUCAACCUGCUCUCAGCCAAUCACCCAUCCCCUUGAAGUCUGUGCAGCUGUGCUUUGCACUGAUUGGUUGCUGUCGAUGAAAGGGGCGGAGCCUGAGCCACAGAAGCUGACUCCAGUUCAGUUGUUUUUCUUUCGGUGUGACUUUAAGGAGCAGCUGUACUGUAAUGUUGUUAGGAUGUUGACACCCAGUGCCCCGCCCCGCCCCGCCCCGCCCCGCCUCACCACGCCCGGCCCACCCCAUCUUUUUAACAUUUUCAUGAGGAAAAGUUUCAUGUUUACACAAUGUUCUGAAAACAGUGUUUGUUUCCAGGGCAACAACAGUAACACUGGUAAUGAUGUAGUUUUUGUGCUGGUCCACUAGUUGGUGCUGUUGUUUAUUUUUGUAAUGAAACCACACACAUGCUGCAGAACAGAUGUUUCUAUUACACGUAUAUAAAACUUUUGUUUUCAGUCAGUCUCAGCACCGUUGUUGUGUAAGCGGAGCCUUAAUCUCAUGCAUUCCUCCAGUCUUACCGACGUGUCCUGGACCAUUUCAGAUUCCUCCUGAUUGGUUAAGUUGGCUGCACUUCUGUUUGCUUCAGGAGGUCAAAUUCAAUUCGUCUGUGGUUUCGGUCGCUAAAUGCUAACAACUAUCUUCAUGGAUGAGCUGGGUCAUGUUGGAGUGUCCCUGAAUGCACCAGCAGGGGGCGCUGCUGCAUUCAGGGCCUGUGUUUUCUGUGCCUUCCUGCAUGUUUGUGACUACAUUGAGGGGUCAAAGUUCAGUCUGAUUCUUGGUGUAGCUGCCAGCUGUGUGUGAGGCUUCGUACGCUCUGGUUCAGAAUGCAGUGUGACCAUCCUCCUGUGCACCGGGGGGCAGCAGUGAGCCCCCGGUGGCUUCAUGUCCCUCCUGUCCUCCGCAGCAGGACAGACUGGACACUCACAGGACAGGACGCGCUGUGGCUAGCUGGUUAGCAUGCUAACACCACGAGCUGCAGCACACAGACUUGAAUGGAGCGACGCGACGACUGUUGUUUACAUGUUUUAGCUUCUUUGUCAGUAGCUGAAGACACUUUUAAUGUCCAGUUCAUGUGUGAUUUCAUCAGCAGUGACGAGAGACAGUCGUCUUCAAAGCAGGACCACUGAUCAGACUCAGCCAACCUGUCAAUCAGACUUCACCACCAAGGAUUACUGUACCGGGUAACUAAGUUACAGUUACGGAACUCUUGUUGGCUCUUUGUAAAAACGGCUGCUGUCUCUCUCAGUCCACUGUUAGCAUUAGCACAGUCUGAAUUGAUGGCGUCUAUCCUUACCCCUGAACCUUUAACCCGUAACCCCAACCUUAACCUUUUACCCCAACCCCAACUUACCCCUUAAUUUAACUGCUAACCCCAACCCCAUUAACCUUUAAAGUCUGACCUGAACCGUAAGCCUGGCCUAAGCUCCACCCUAACGCUGACAUUUAACCCUAAACCUAACCUUUAACCUGAGCUGUAGCUCCAGGCCACAUCAGGUUGAGUCAUUUUCCAGAAAAAUAAUUCAGUUGAUUAAUUUAUUCAUAUACAGCGGAGUAAAACGAGUAUUGAACACAUCACCAUUUUUCGCUGUAAAUAUAUUUCUAAAGAUACUAUUGACACCUAGGAUUCGGUCCAGUAUCCAGUCCAGAUCUCGGUCCUGGCAUUGGUCCAGGUAUCGGUGCACUCAUUGGCCCAGGACUGGGCCCGGGACUGGUGUCUGGUGAUAAAUGGCCGAAACCCUUGAUGAUCCUGGAGUCCACUGCUGACAAUAUGUCCUGAAAUUAUAGAUGAGUCACAAGGCUGCGGCCCAAAUCAGGCAGAAAACAGGAACUCAGUGUUUGGAAAGCAGGACAGGAAAACCUGAGCGGGAUGAAGGAGUCAUUUAUAAUCAGAGUUUUAUUUCCGCAUUCUCAACUGUCCAGUCGUCCCAUGAAUCGUCACCGUUUGAGUCACUGCCUGUUUUAUAAUCCUGCCCCAACCUCCAAACCUCACCCCGAAACCCCCUAACCCCUCAACCUACCCCCCAAGGAAAACCACCUCACGGUAGAGAACAGUCGGACCCUCACAGCUGUGUUUGAUUUGAAC